AUGGCCAUAGUGAAGGAGGUUUUUGAGAAGCCACUGCGGCAAAACGCCGUUUUGACGGAAUACGAAUGUCACGAAAUCUUCGUGAACUGGGAUGAAUUGCAUCAUUGCAAUGAUAAACUUCUGAGAGCUUUAAGAGUACGAAAAACCAGGAGCAAUCACGGGAUCAUCAGCACUGUGGGCGACAUCAUGUGCGAGAAUUUCCCAAAUAUGACUCAGUACAUAAGGUACUGUGCUUGUCAACUGCGGGCUUGUGAAAUUUUGCAUCGCAAAAAAGAAGAAAACUCUGAAUUCGAAGCGGUGCAUCGUAUAUGCGUUACCGACGCACGAUCCAAAGGAAUGCCUUUGAGUUCGUUUUUGCUGAAGCCAACUCAGCGGAUCACUCGUUAUCCGUUACUUCUAAAAAAUAUUCUUAAAAAUACUCCUAUUGGACAUCCGGACCGACUUUACUUGGAGGAAGCUUUGGAAAAAGCAGAGGAGUUGUGCAGCCAGGUGAACGAAGGCGUUCGAGAGCGUGAGAAUUCCGACACGUUGGAGUGGAUUCAGUUGCAUGUGAACUGUGAUGCUUUGCCCGAAAAGAUCACUUUCAAUUCCAUCACGAACCUUCUCGGACAAAGGAAAUUUUUGCACUACGGCUCCCUUUCAAAAAGCAAGAGUGGGAAAGAGCUGAUGGGUUUUCUGUUCAACGACUUUUUUCUACUGGCCACUCCCACAAAGCCGAACACGUGUAAAAACCUCAAUAUAAAACGCCAACCUCACGUUUAUCUGCAGUUGUAUCGAGAUCCUUUGAUUUUGAACGAAAUCCUCAUAGAGAAAGCAGGACCUGAGUUUUCGGAAGAUUCGUCGCACUUUAUCUUGAAAACCCUGAAUACUGUGGUGGGUCUGAAAGCUUCGACCCCGGGUGAUAAACAAGCUUGGGUGAAGAGAAUUCGCGCAGCUGCGGCUUCCUAUGCAUCAACAGAGAAGAGCUUACUUCAGCGACAAGCUUCAGCCGAAGAUCCUCCGAAAGGCCGCGUACUCGUUGGCGUAAUCGGCGCAUUCGAUCUUGCUCAAGGAAAGUCUGUGAGGCCGAGGCCGUCAAAAGGAGUUCUAAGAGUUUUGGUGGCGUCCGCUGAAGAUCUCGUGCUCAAUAUUACAGGGAAAUGUGACCCAUUCUGCGAAGUAACAAUGGGCUCUCAGGUCCACCGAACCAAGGUUGUCAAUGGUGCUGUCAAUCCCAAGUGGAAUCAUUCGAUGCAGUUUGUGGUCAAGGACCUAAAGCAAGACGUUCUUUGUAUAACAAUUUAUGACAAGGACUUAUUUUCCCCUGACGAAUUUCUGGGCAGAACGGAAAUGCGGGUCUCCGAAAUCAUGGAAGAAACCGGAUGCACCCGAGGACCCGUUCUCAAACGUUUGCCUCUCUACGAAGUUCAACACGGCACCGUCGAAGUGAAAUUCGAUUUGCAGCUCUUUCAAGGCGACGGAAACCAAAGAUCCGAUAUCCUCGUGUGUUCAUCUGACGGUUAUAUGAGGGGUGAAAAGGAUCGAGUUCGAAGGCAAGCUGCUGAUGUCACCAAAAAGGAAGGACUGGUCAGUGCUUUGCUGGGAUUCGAGAGCUACGGGGCUCAUCAGGAGUAUGAGAGGUUUCUUUCUUCUGGAGUAGAGUCGCAUGGAUGGCUGGCAAAGGAUCGAGAAGGACGCGAUGCUUUCGAAAAUAUUCCGCAAAUGUCGCUCCUGCAGGGUUUUGUAUUGGUACCCAUAACGGUACCCGUAAGCCGGGGCAGCAGCAGCAACAGCGGGGUAAGAACCCGCGGCGUAGUAACCCGCCGGGUACCCGUAGUUGUAAAAGUAGUUGGGCUUGACGCCGUAGGACUUGAAGUAAGUGGGCGCCGCGGCGCCUUCGUAGGACGUCUUCACGUAGGUCGUGGGGUGUUCAGCAAAGGGCGCCACGGUUUCGUAGGUCUUGAAGGAAGCUGGCGACGGGGUUUCGGAGACGUACCUGUGACCGUGCUUGUGACCGUGCUUGUGACCAGCUGGCGCCGCUUCGAAGGUCUUGUAGGUGAAUGCUGGUUCUGCUACGGCGGCGGUUUCGUAGGCUUUGUAGGCGACUGGCACCGGGGCGUCAAAGGCGGUUUUGAAGGCCACUGGGGCGGCUUCGUAGGGCUUGUAGGCGAAUGUGGAGUAUCCCGAGUACCCUGCUGCUGCUGCUGGGUAGGCGGCGGUGGCAUAGUAAGGCGUGGCGGCGAAGGAGGCUGGGAAAGCGGCGGCGUACGGAGUGUAGGCUGGGAAUACGGCUGGCCCGGCUUCGGCUAA
Messenger RNA from Notodromas monacha, 2289 nucleotides. The record is from the annotation of a GenBank genome assembly. NCBI's taxonomy places the organism in Eukaryota, Metazoa, Arthropoda, Ostracoda, Podocopida, Cyprididae.